GGGGCCGCUGCCACGUCACGUAGGGGUUCGCGUCAGGGGAGCAUUCAUGGAGGGCUCGGGCGAGUUCCAGAAGUGGAAGACGCAGGGCCUGAGCAAGGCAGACCUGAGCCGGCAGGGCGUCAUAGACGAGGAUGUGGCGGAGCUGGUGGAGCUCCUGAACGGCCAAGAGGAGUUCUUCACCAGGAGUUCCUGUGCGGGACGCAUCUUGCUGCUGGACGGGAGCACCAAUGGCUGUAAAAUCCAGAAGCAAAACUGUUCCUGGCUGCUGGUGACCCAUCAAUUCUGUGCCAAGGAUGACCUGCUCUCAGCCCUGAAGAAAGCCCAAGGAGAUGCCGUGCUGAAAUUUGAGCCCUUCAUCCUUCAUGUCCAGUGUCGGCAGCUGCAGGAUGCCCAAGUCCUGCAUUCGGUGGCCAUAGAUUCUGGAUUUAGGAAUUCUGGCAUAACAGUUGGAAAAAAAGGGAAGACGGUGCUGGCCGUCCGGAGUACACAUGGCCUGGAAGUUCCACUGAGCCACAAGGGAAGGCUGAUGGUGACUGAGGAAUAUAUUGAUUUCUUGUUGAAAAUUGCCAAUCAGAAAAUGGAAGAAAACAAGAAAAGAAUUGAAAGGUUUUACAGCUGCCUCCAGCUGGCCCUGAAAAGGGAAGAAGCCAGUGAUCUGCAUCCCGAGGCCAAGAAGACAGUUCAUUGUGUGUAUACUCAUAGGAGGAAGAGGAAGACAGAAAAAACCCAUGGCCAGCGGAGGUGCCCAGAGAAACAGGAGGACUUGGAAAGUGAUGAGGAUAAUGCAGAAAUCGGUCUCGACUUCUUCCCUGAAGAUUAUUAAUAUUUGACUUGAAAAUGCCUCUGCAGGAGGAGAUUCCGUGGCCCUGUGCAUUACUGCUCUUUAUAAGAGUCGUCUAAUUUGCUAAGCUCUGAAAUCAAUUCAUAAAGGCAACAUUUACCAGUUGUACUUUAUAUUUUGAAUGGAGUCUUUAAUAAAUACAGGCGUUUUGCAAACA
This is a messenger RNA of Gracilinanus agilis (Agile Gracile Mouse Opossum), 998 nucleotides long. RefSeq names its product tRNA-yW synthesizing protein 3 homolog (gene TYW3). The coding region runs from base 47 to 823 and encodes 258 amino acids. NCBI's taxonomy places the organism in Eukaryota, Metazoa, Chordata, Mammalia, Didelphimorphia, Didelphidae. Gene Ontology annotation, biological process: tRNA methylation. Gene Ontology annotation, cellular component: cytoplasm. The transcript is spliced from 6 exons. The record is from RefSeq and is a predicted model, not a curated record. Gene Ontology annotation, molecular function: tRNA methyltransferase activity.